UUGAGAUAAGAAAUGUAACCUUUUUCUGUCAAAUGAAGUGGAGUUGACUCUUUCAAACGUCAGUCAUAUGUUCCCGGCAUGUGGAUCUUUCCUUAUUAGAUUAGUAAAUUGACUCAGUGAUUGACUACAAAGAAUUCUAGAAACAUGGACAACAGCCAACCUUCUUGCAGCAGCAGUACCAGUUCAAAUGGAGCGCAAAACGGAGAAAUGAAAAAGUUGAGUGUAUUAUGUCUUCACGGUUAUCGGCAGAAUGCUAAAACCUUUAAUUCGAAAACGGGUUCAUUUCGUAAAUGCGUGAAAAAAUACGCCGACUUUGUGUAUACUACAGCGCCCCAUAAAGCACCCCCUCUGAACGAACCCGAAGGAGGAUCUCAGGAAGGCGGUGACGAUGACGGUGAGGGUCAGCGCAGCUGGUGGUUCAAUAAAAGUGACGGAACCUUCAAGGGUACGAAUCAAGAUGGACCAGCCUAUGGCUUUGAGGAGAGCUUGAAACAUGUCGAAAAAGUGUGGCGUGAAGAAGGACCUUUCCAAGGGCUACUUGGUUUCUCUCAAGGAGCAUGUUUUGCUGGGCUAAUAUGCUUGCUAAGUGCGAAAUCGAUGACAUCGAUCAAACCGCAGUUUGUUAUCCUAGCGGCCGGAUUUAAAUCUGGUAGUCUAUCUCAUAAGAACAUUUACGAAGAAACGCCUACAAUACCAAGUCUUCACAUUUUUGGUGAAAGUGAUAACAUAAUUCCAGGUCCAAUGAGUGAAGCCCUAGCUCAGCAUUUUAGUGAUCCUCUCAUUUUGACCCAUCCAGGUGGGCACUUUUUACCUGCUUCAGCUCCACAGAAGGAAGUAUAUGUGAACUUUUUCCAAGAUCAACUUGAAGAGUAUUUAGAAAAUGAAACUUUAAAAGAGGCUGAAGAAAACGAAGCGAGUGAAGUGCAAAGCAAAUAGGAAAUUUUUAUUUGAUUAAGAAAUGAAACAUAAAAUAUA
Messenger RNA from Hermetia illucens (black soldier fly), 975 nucleotides. RefSeq names its product esterase AAEL000016. Lineage: Eukaryota; Metazoa; Arthropoda; Insecta; Diptera; Stratiomyidae. The record is from RefSeq and is a predicted model, not a curated record. Gene Ontology annotation, biological process: response to retinoic acid. The transcript is spliced from 2 exons. The coding region runs from base 145 to 936 and encodes 263 amino acids. Gene Ontology annotation, cellular component: cytoplasm; nucleus.